Messenger RNA from Nycticebus coucang (slow loris), 8604 nucleotides. It is a transcript of the gene ARHGAP26, whose product is annotated as Rho GTPase activating protein 26. NCBI's taxonomy places the organism in Eukaryota, Metazoa, Chordata, Mammalia, Primates, Lorisidae. The transcript is spliced from 23 exons. Bases 386 to 2830 code for a protein of 814 amino acids. The record is from RefSeq and is a predicted model, not a curated record. Gene Ontology annotation, molecular function: protein binding; GTPase activator activity. Gene Ontology annotation, biological process: signal transduction. Gene Ontology annotation, cellular component: cytoplasm.
GGACGCCGGCGGGGCGCCGAGGCUGCUGUGAGAGGGCGCUCGAGGCUGCUGGAGAGCGAGCCAGCGAAGGAGGCGGGGAGGCGGCGGCCGCACUAGCUCGCCUGCUCGCUCUCUUCCCGGCGCCGCUGCUGGUCCGCCACUACGCUGCCUGCUUGCCUGCCGCUCAUUGCGCUCAGCCGGAGCAGUUGCCCAUCCGCCGGGUCCCGGCUGGGUUCGGGAGCCGUGCGCGCCGGCGGACACCGCGCUAGGGGCUAGCCGGCGCCACACCUGUGGAGCCGGCUGCCGUCGGGGGUGCCGGCCGGGGUCCCGCUGUGUGCGAGCUCUGGGCGGCGGGCCGCCCGGGCUCCGGGGGAGGCGCGUCCCCCGGCUGGGCGCCGCGGGCACCAUGGGGCUCCCGGCGCUCGAGUUCAGCGACUGCUGCCUCGACAGUCCUCACUUCCGAGAGACGCUCAAGUCGCAUGAAGCAGAACUGGACAAGACCAACAAAUUCAUCAAGGAACUCAUCAAGGACGGGAAGUCACUCAUCACCGCGCUCAAGAAUUUGUCUUCAGCAAAGCGGAAGUUUGCAGAUUCCUUAAAUGAAUUUAAAUUUCAGUGUAUUGGAGAUGCAGAGACAGAUGAUGAGAUGUGCAUAGCAAGGUCUUUGCAGGAGUUUGCCACUGUCCUCAGGAAUCUUGAAGAUGAACGGAUACGGAUGAUUGAAAAUGCCAGCGAGGUGCUCAUCACUCCCUUGGAGAAGUUUCGAAAGGAGCAAAUUGGAGCUGCCAAGGAAGCCAAAAAGAAGUAUGACAAAGAGACAGAGAAGUAUUGUGGCAUCUUAGAGAAACACUUGAAUUUAUCUUCCAAAAAGAAAGAAUCUCAGCUGCAGGAGGCAGACAGCCAAGUGGACCUGGUCCGGCAGCAUUUCUAUGAAGUAUCCCUGGAAUAUGUCUUCAAGGUGCAGGAAGUCCAAGAGAGAAAGAUGUUUGAGUUUGUGGAGCCUCUGCUGGCCUUCCUGCAAGGACUCUUUACUUUUUAUCACCAUGGUUAUGAACUGGCCAAGGAUUUCGGUGACUUCAAGACACAGUUGACCAUUAGCAUACAGAAUACAAGAAAUCGCUUUGAAGGUACCAGGUCAGAAGUGGAAUCAUUGAUGAAAAAGAUGAAGGAGAAUCCCCUUGAGCACAAGACCAUCAGUCCCUACACCAUGGAAGGAUACCUCUACGUUCAAGAGAAACGUCACUUUGGAACCUCUUGGGUGAAGCACUACUGUACAUACCAGCGGGAUUCCAAACAAAUCACUAUGGUACCAUUUGACCAAAAGUCAGGAGGAAAGGGGGGCGAAGAUGAAUCCGUCACCCUCAAAUCCUGCACACGGCGGAAAACAGACUCCAUUGAGAAGAGGUUUUGCUUUGAUGUAGAAGCAGUAGACAGGCCAGGGGUUAUUACCAUGCAGGCAUUGUCAGAAGAGGACCGGAGACUCUGGAUGGAAGCCAUGGAUGGCCGGGAACCUGUCUACAACUCGAACAAAGACAGUCAGACUGAAGGGACUGCACAGUUGGACAGCAUUGGCUUCAGCAUAAUCAGGAAAUGCAUCCAUGCUGUGGAAACCAGAGGGAUCAAUGAGCAAGGGUUGUACCGAAUCGUGGGGGUCAACUCCAGAGUGCAGAAACUGCUGAGUGUCCUGAUGGACCCCAAGACAGCUUCUGAGACAGAAAUAGAUAUCUGUGCUGACUGGGAGAUAAAGACCAUCACUAGUGCUCUGAAGACCUACCUAAGAAUGCUUCCAGGACCACUCAUGAUGUACCAGUUUCAAAGAAGUUUCAUCAAAGCAGCAAAGCUGGAGAACCAGGAAUCUCGGAUAUCUGAAAUCCACAGCCUCAUUCAUCGGCUCCCAGAGAAAAAUCGGCAGAUGUUACAGCUGCUCAUGAACCACUUGGCAAAUGUUGCUAACAACCACAAGCAGAAUUUGAUGACUGUGGCCAACCUUGGUGUCGUGUUUGGACCCACUCUGCUGCGGCCUCAGGAAGAAACAGUGGCAGCCAUCAUGGAUAUCAAAUUUCAGAACAUUGUCAUUGAGAUCCUGAUAGAAAACCAUGAAAAGAUAUUUAACACCGUACCUGAUAUGCCUCUCACCAAUGCCCAGCUGCACCUGUCUCGGAAGAAGAGCAGCGAUUCCAAGCCCCCGUCCUGCAGUGAGAGGCCCCUGACGCUAUUCCAUGCUGUGCAGUCCACAGAGAAACAGGAACAAAGGAACAGCAUCAUCAAUUCCAGUUUGGAAUCUGUCUCAUCAAAUCCAAACAGCGUCCUUAAUUCCAGCAGCAGCUUACAGCCCAACAUGAACUCCAGUGACCCAGACCUGGACGUGGUCAAACCCGCUCGGCCCAACUCACUCCCCCCGAAUCCAAGCCCAACUUCACCCCUCUCGCCAUCAUGGCCCAUGUUCUCGGCGCCAUCCAGCCCCGUGCCCACCUCAUCCACGCCCAGCGACUCAUCCCCCGUCAGGUCUGUUGCAGGGUUUGUUGGGUUUUCUGUUGCUGCCAUUGUCCUCUCAUUGGCUUGGUCCUCUCUUCAUGCAGUGUUCAGCCUCCUCGUCAACUUUGUUCCCUGCCAUCCAAACCUGCACUUGCUUUUUGACAGGCCAGAAGAAGCAGUUCGUGAAGACUCCAGCACACCGUUCCGGAAGGCAAAAGCCUUGUAUGCCUGCAAAGCUGAACAUGACUCAGAACUUUCGUUCACAGCAGGCACAGUCUUCGAUAAUGUUCGUCCGUCUCAGGAGCCUGGCUGGUUGGAGGGCACUCUGAAUGGAAAGACUGGCCUCAUCCCGGAGAACUACGUGGAGUUCCUCUAACCAUGGGCCCCAGCAGAACUGCUGAGCUUUACAUGGUAUCCAUGACAACUGCUGAGUCCAGUGUUGUAGGCCAUUUCUCUUUGCCACUGAGAAAUGCAGCGUGACUGAAUCUGUUGCUACCUGUGAACGCGAAUGUUUCUGUGAAGUCGGGUGUCACCUAUCUCCGUGAUCAUCUCAGCUGACACUUGGCAAUACUGCAAGAAACAGAAGUCAAUCAGCCGGGGAAGCCAUUUGAUUGUGGUAACCAAGAGAAGGCUCACAGAGCCCUUCUCUCAUGAGUACCCUAACUAGGGAGCACUCCUUUUGCUUCGACAGUCAUCCAAACCCCCAACCUUCUGAAAGAGGAAGUAAAGCCCCUGAAAGCACACUGCAUAGCUAAGUCUGCCAGGGCUGGAUGAAAAAAUCGGCACCGAGACCCAACUGGGUCCCUUGCUUUUGUUUACAUUAGACACUCUCCCCACCCCACCUCUAAAUACCUGAGACCCACAGUGCUGCAGGCAGCUGGGCCUCUCUCUUUGCACACAGGAUGAAGGGGGUUACAGCACUGCUUAUGUAAGAUCCAAUCUCUCACCACCUCUGAAGCAGCUCUUGGCCCAUCAUCAGUGCAAUUCAGUCCAGUCCGCCUCUCGUGCAAGGGAACACCUCCUCCCCCCCCACCACAUUUCCUCCUCCCCAGCUGGGAACUUCUCUGCCACCAAGGGUUGCUGUCACCUAGUAACCAUGGCAACCCAACCUACUCUAAAACCAAACCAAAAAAAAAGAAAGAAUAUUCUUUGCCUGAUACAUUUUUCUCUCCCCACCCCUCCACCCCCACCACCUUAGGUAGUUUUUUAAAGUGGGUUUUUAACCACCUGAAGCAGAAGAUCAAGGAAUUGGGGUGGUCUACUUAGGGCAGACAGGAUAGCAGAUGGGAACUGUUCCCUUUCUGAUGAAUUUCAACAGCAUCGGGAUAUAUUUGGAGCAAACUCUAGUAACCUCUGAGAUUAAAUUACAUAUAGGCUUAAUAUUUCUGUUCUUCCAUGAAACUAGUGUUUGCUUUCUAGCGGGUAAGAUGCUGCCUUCCCUUUGUCUGACAGGUUCCCCAUGUCCUGUGUCCACUCAGCCCUGUCCUACCCUUGCCUGCCUCUAACUCACCACUGACCCAGCCCCCUUGCACUGUGCGGGACUACUGACUAGAGCUGGGUAUGCUGGUGGUUUUCAAGGAUUAGUUCCUGGGCUAACCCCCUACGGGCUAUAGUUUAGAAGGAUAUCUGUGUUCACUGCCACUCAGAAAAAGGGAAUUCUCAGUCUUUCGAGGCAUGAGACUAACAUCCUAAGCUGUUGUGAUUCAGGAAGAUACUAGAAGGUUGGGGCAUGGAGGGUGGGAUGGGUGUCUAAUGAGAAAGGGAAUUUUCUGGUCAAAAGGGUCUGUGUGUUGUGGAAGGCUACCGCGGAUGGGGAAGUUCUGCCUGGACUUUAUAUCCACCUGUCCUUUAAAGAGUAGCACCAUCAGUGUCUUCCACAGGGAAUGUCCUUGCAAGGGUGACUCUGGUUAAAGCACAGACUGAGAGCCUGUCAUGCUCCCCAGGAGCCCCUCAGAUGGCAGCUCCAGAGUGUUUCCUGCUUCUGGAAUUCCUCACUGGGGAACUUCAAAGAAGAAACGAAAAACUUGAAUUGUGUUGCAUUACUGUACCUUUUACAUUUUUUUUGAAAAGAUAAACUUGUAAAUAGAGUGAUUUGAAAUACUAUAUGGUAAAGUUUUAUAUUUGAUAUUCUUUAAGCUAGUUGCUUUGAUUGUUGAACAGGCGGAUUUCAAAGGGAGAGAGAGGAGGCGAGGCUGCAGUGAGGGGCCUGGCAGGAGGCGGAGACAUUCCCAGGUGCUCACUUUCCGCUGGUUCAUCUCCGUGCUCAGUCUUUACCCACACGUGCUUUUCAUCAUUCUUUGGGCUUUGGGUUUGGAGCUGGAAAGAGCAUCAUCAGGCGUUGAGUUUUUCAAAGAAUUUUUACUUAGUAAGAUGAAGCUCAGGAUUUCGGUAGGUGGGGCCAGGGUUACAUUUUUAGUUUUUCUUCUCAGGUGUAUUUCUUGGCACCCCCAAGAUACAGGACAGGAGGCGGGACCAUUACUGUGCCACUUCCUUCUUUGCUUCACCUCUUCUAAGGCUUUAUAAUGAGGCCAAGCUAGUUUGCAAGCUUUGCGUGCAUCUCUAAGUUCUUAAAAAAACAAAAACAAAAAUUCCAGCUCUUUAUAAUCUUCAGUUCUUGAUGUGCUGCUGCUGCCCCUGCUCCUAGACUUGUUUAUUCCUUUCCCUUCUACCUCCAGGGUCCCUAAAACCCCCAAAUAAGAAAAAGUAUCCCAGAGGAAUGUACAUGGUGCCAUUACAGCUUUAAAGAUGGCUUUAAAGUUACCAGGGGUUCGUCACUGCGAUUCACUGCUCCGUCUUGUCAGCCUGAGGAUUUCACAGCUGUUACCCAGGAAUUCACUGAGGAGCAAGCAAAACGUUACUGUCAAAUCAGGGAACAAGAAUUAAGAAUGGGCAAGACCAGGAUAGGACUCCAAAGAGCUAUUGUUCAAAACUUAAUAAGAAAGGGCAUGUAUUCAUAGAGUGGACUUAGUCCCUCUGCGCGUGGGAGCAGCAAGUUAGGAAAGGGGCCUAUGGGCAUGUGUGUUCAUCUACCAUGGAAUUUCCCAAUUAGAAAGAGCCAACAUGCUUCUUUAACAUACUCAACAUUUGAAGUUGUCAUCUGCCCCAUCAAAAGCCCACCUGGAGCUCAUGGAGAGGAACAGAAGGCCAAGACCCUUGCUUUGGGAGGUUCCUCACUGAAGCGUGCCCGUAACACUGGGCCCCUCCCUCUCGAGUUAGCCCUGUUUAGAAGCCAGAGGGAAACAGAGCUGCUACCAAUGGCAUCUUUUAGAUAGACCCCUUUGCAGCUUCCCUGUGGCCAUGCUGGGCCUGUGACGGGUGGCGGCUCUGCCUCCCUUUGCUCAGCCAACCUCCCUUCCUCCCACUUUAGCUACAGAACUGGAGAAACUGUUCUGAAUAUGAGCCAACAAGUCUGAAGGAACUUAAAGAGUAAAAAUAGACUUUAUUCUCUCCACUAUCCAAUCCCCCAGCUGCAUCUCUCUGCUUUAACAGGGAACUUUAGGGAAAAUUAGAAUGAAGUAGGUAUCAGAAUGGAAGACCAUUGACCAGGAUCCCCGGGCUUUCCCGAAAGCCUCAUGUUUCCUUCGCAAGGCCCAGAGGUCAGGUAGCCAAAGCCUGAAUCUUUUAGGAGUAUGAAGAUUUUUCUGUCCUUCGGGUUACUCUCUGAGUUCCAUAGCUAUAGAAUGCCAUGCCACGCAGAGAUAACUGGUUUCAAAUCCUUGCCCCAUGGCAGUAAAAUUGUGACUUGCUCAAGACUGCAGACAAUCUCUCCUGAGCCUCCAAGUGAGCACAGAGGGUGGACCCUGUACAGUGUAGCCUUCCUUCACGUCCUAGAACUGGAGCCAGCUUGUAGCUUAGUGUUUUUAGGGUUUCUACAGCCAAUAUGUGUUUUCUUAUGUCAGAACAAACCGUCUUUUCAACAUCAUUUCAGUUCAUCUCUUCUUGCUGAGUGCUUUUUGGACCGAGAAGCAAAGAGAAAGAGAAAAUGAGCAAUCAAGUAUUGACAGACUGCCAUUCGCAGACAGAGCCCUGCUGGUGGCAGGGUCGUUUCAGGCGAUCGCCCAAGACUCCAGGGUUGUGUGUGCCAUCCCCAUGGUGUGAAGGGAAGUCUUUCUAUCAGCGAGUUUGUGUCUCCUGAAACUGGCAGCCCCAUUCACACUGAAAGUUCUGUCUUGACUGCAGAGGUUCCCGAAGCUUCUGUGAAUGAGGAGGGUAAAGAGACAGGAAGAAGCAGCCAAAGAGAGACGGAUUCCCGACUGUCUAUUCGUACCUUUCAUCUCAUUUCUGCUUCCAGAAGCAAGUCUGGAUCUCUGAGUUUUAUAAACAGAACUUUUAGGUGCAGCAGUGGCCACGAUGGCACCCAGAGUUUGCCCGGGUAUAGAAUGUUUUAUGAGCAGCCAAGUCAACUUGGGUGACCAGUACGGGGAAACAGCCUCUAAGCUGCCUGACUUUAAAAGGAAUGUCCUAGGCGCUCUGUCUGAGGAGUUAUCGCUCAUCUCUGGCAAACCUGACACCCAUCAAUUUCCUUGAAACCCUCCCCACAUCCCUUUAAAGACAGCAGGAUGUCCCCUCGCCCACCCCAUGCUGGUGUUUCAGAAAUGCGUCUGGUCGUGCUUAAUGUAUUUGGCAGCCACACUCAUCUGCUGGGUGCUGCACCCCUUCUCUGUAAAUGUGACGUCAGAAUGACAGCAGCAGCAGAGCAGUGAGCCUUGCACAAUCCUGCAGGGUGUCUGAGACAAGCCUCCAACUAGUAAUAAGUAACUUUUUGCCUUUUGCUGACUGCAUUACUUGUCUAACUAAAGAGCUUCCCAAAGUAGAGGGGAAGGCCCUGUAGAGAAUCCACGUGUCAGUCAGAGCCAGCCCUUGCUGAAGCGCCUGUAUGCCUGGGAGAAAAAGUGUUAGGUGUAAAGAACACAGGGCCAGAGAGAAAAGGAAGGUGAACCAACCAUAUUGAGGAACUUGGGAUUUUUCUUUUUUUUUAAGAGGGAUAAAUAUUCUUAACAGGGAGAAAACUCACAGGAAAAAUUCACAACUAACAUUUUUAAUCAAGUUUUGCAGGACAUUACAAAAUGAAAACAAAUGGAAAACAUCAAGGUAGAGUGCUUUAGACAGCAAAGACUCAGCACAGCCCCAGACCUAUGGUAGCAAGUGCUGUUAUGUCAAAAUUCACUUUAGUGGGGUCAAUAAGAACCAGAGUAUUAAUAACCAAAAUGUCAAAGUUACCUGGGGCAGUCCUAGAGAGGCUAAGACAUUCUACACUAUUCUACAUAAACUAUUUCUACACAGUCAUCUAAACAGACGUUUUCAAGCAGCUUUCUUGUAUCCAGAUGGCAGAACCAAGCUUGUAUCUGAAAAUAUACACUGAUGAUUCCAAAGUAGAUAUGUAUGAAUGUGUGUGUACAGCACAUAUUUACAUAAAGACACAGACUCUUACAGAAACCCAAAUGAGCUGUUGGUCAAUGGGAGUUAUAGCCUUCAGGAUUUGGAGGUUGAGAAUUAGAGGACAGAGGCUGUUGAUUGCCAUCAACAUGAUCAAAGAUGUAAAUUAAGUGCCAUUUUAAAACUGUGUUCAUAGUUACCAAUGGUUACUAUUUGCAACUACAUUCCCUGUUAACUUAUUUAAAGUCAUGUUGAAAAAAAAGAUCCAACCCAUAAAUGCUUAGUAGGUAAUGCUAGGCUAGUGUUCAAAAGCACUCUAAAAGACACUUUGUCCAUACUUUGGAAAAGAAAAUAUUUGCAUGUUUAAUUCAUAAUUUAGGCUACCUUUGAGUAUACUGUAAAGUGCUGUGUGAUAUAUCAAUAAAGUACUUCUAAAAUGGCACUUUAAUGUUUUCUUUUAAAAAAUCAUAAAUAAUGCACUGUUUUAAACUUCAGUAUUGACUCUUGACUGGUGCAUAGAAUCCAAUUCCCUAAUUAAAAAGUAAUCUGUGACUAGAAUAGAACUCCUUCCCUGUAAUUAGAAAACAGUUUUGCCACGUCCAGGCUUUUUAAAAUAUGUGCUUUUGUGUCACUAAAUAUAUCUAUAAAGAAAAUACAGUUUCUGUCGAGUGGCCUCUGAAACUUGGCUUUCUUAUAUUUAGUUGGUUUGUGACAAUCCCCAUGAAUGAGUGGAAAUAUGAUUUUUGAAUUAAAUGACUUUUCCAUUUGGUGGUA